UACACUGUUUACUGACUUAGAGUUUACUAAUUACAGGUACAACCCGCAAAAAAACGAAAAGAAGAUUUAACAGACCUGAGGAAGAAGAUGGUCGAAGGUCCGGGGUGCAAAUUAAACGGAGAAAAAAUCCGCUCAAAGGUUCAGAAAGGACAGAAAGUGAAAUACAUCAAAACAUCGCCUACAAAUUCUGAUGGAAAUACACUCCGCAGUCUUCAUGGUUGUAUAUUUACCGGCGUUGAAACUCUGGGGAAAGAGCUUUUCAUGUACUUUGGUCCAAAAGCCUUGAGAGUCCACUUUGGCAUGAAUGGAUCAAUACGUAUAAACGCUGCUGUGGUGAAGGAAAAGAAUGGCUCCAUCCCAGUACUGGAACUACACCUGAGUAACGACAUUGUGUGCUUUUUUGACAGCACUGUGGAAAUAAGGUUGACCGAGGACUGUGAGCAGAGGGUGAGAGCUCAGGAGGUUUUGGAUGUGUGUUCCCCUAAGUUCAGCUUUUCCCACGCUGAGGAGGCUGUAAGAAAGCAAAGUAGCAGGAUGCUCUGUGAUGUUCUCCUAGACCAGGCCAUCAUGCCAGGCGUUGGCAACAUCAUUAAAAACGAAGCCCUAUUUGAUUCAGGCCUCCACCCAGCUGUGAAGGUUCACCAACUGACAAACGAGCAUAUCCACCACUUAGUGAAGAUGACUCGUGACUUCACUCUACUUUUUUACAAGUGUCGCAAGUCUGGCUCUCCUCUCUACAAACAUUACAAAGUCUACAAGCGUCCCCAGUGUGGCCAGUGCUUUCAUGUCAUCACAGUCUGUCGUCUUGGAGACAACGGCAGGAUGACUUACUUCUGCGAGCGCUGUCAGAAAGGAGAUCCCAGCGGGGUCAACAUCAGUAAGCUCCCAGUCAGGAACAGUCUGAUUGGCUGGACCUACAGUGGAAAGAGUGACGGUAAUGUGGCCAAAAAAGAGGAAGAGGACUGGGCCUGUAAACUCUGCACGCUCAUCAAUCGGCCAACGGCGAAAGCUUGCGAUGCCUGCCUCACUCCACGACCUGAGGUCCACGAAGACCACAUUAGCACUGAAGCAUCACCCUUCAGCACUGAUUUGAUUAAAUACCCCUGCACCGCGUUCAAGAAACCAGAAGAGGAGCUCAAAGUCAACUGGAGGUCUGCUUUUGGGACUUCCACCCUUGUUUUCUCUGACUUGAGCGAGAAGCCAAAGCCUGUAAACUCCCCCCUCUCCCCAGCCAGCAGUCAUUUGAAUUCCUUGGCGGCAGAACGAGGUUUAUAUAAAUACAGCGUCUGCCAAGGGACAACAAGCCCCAAUUAUGCCUCUGGUGGCUGGCAGAAGCAAAGUGCCGGCCUCUCCGAUGGGGAAUCACUGGCCUCCUACAGUCACCCAUCCAAGAAAAUGAGAAUUGAUCACAGUCCCUUUCCCAGUAACAAUGCUCAAACUGGAACCCUCCAUUCAGGUAGCCACAAAGCGAAAGCGACAGACUGCAGCUUCUCUAUUUCAUCCAGUCCCAGCAUCCCUUGUUGUUCAACCCAUCGUCGUCCAGCUGCCCUCAGAGUUGUCCACAAGGAAGGCGAGAAUAAGGGACGACAGUUCUACACCUGCUCACUUCCCAGGGAGACCAAGUGCAACUUCUUUGAGUGGGCUGACUCACAUUUCCCUUUUUGUCACCAUGGGAAACGCUGUUUAAUGAGGACAGUUCUGAAACUGGGACCCAACAACGGCCGGAAUUUCUACACCUGCAGCUUGAUAAAGGGUAAACAGUGUGACUUUUUCCAAUGGGUUAAGAAUGGACCGGGGCUUUCUAUUCUCCCAGGUUGUUAAAGUUUUAGUCGGAUAUUUUUCCUGAACAAAACACUGUGUCCUCGAGUUUGUAAGUAUGUGGUAGAGACUGAACCGAGGCGCCGCAGCACAUCAUUAUUUUACUUGAUACAUAAAAAGUGUUCUGAUGAAUAUCACAGUUGGUUCAUGUUGAUUUGUACAAGAUUUAUUCCAUAUAUUUGUCCAUGUUUUAAUGUUAUAACUAUGAAUAUUUUAAUAAAGAAUCCAAAAAAUAAAAUGACAAAUUAAUCAUUUUAUUUAAUCAUCUGUA
Sphaeramia orbicularis (orbiculate cardinalfish) is the source of this 2089-nucleotide messenger RNA. RefSeq names its product nei-like DNA glycosylase 3 (gene neil3). Gene Ontology annotation, cellular component: nucleus. Lineage: Eukaryota; Metazoa; Chordata; Actinopteri; Kurtiformes; Apogonidae. Gene Ontology annotation, molecular function: DNA N-glycosylase activity; damaged DNA binding; zinc ion binding. The record is from RefSeq and is a predicted model, not a curated record. The coding region runs from base 88 to 1821 and encodes 577 amino acids. The transcript has 10 exons. Gene Ontology annotation, biological process: base-excision repair.